This is a messenger RNA of Porites evermanni, 4825 nucleotides long. Lineage: Eukaryota; Metazoa; Cnidaria; Anthozoa; Scleractinia; Poritidae. The record is from the annotation of a GenBank genome assembly.
GUACAAGGUUCUAAAACAUUGUUUUUUCCUAGCAGCACCAUGUCUAAAUUUGCUGGCUCGGCAAUUGCUCAGGGGCAAUAUGUUGGUCGAAUCGAUUGUUGGUCACAGUGGAGACCGACAAGUGAGGAGCCGCUCUGGUUACUACUCUCAGGAGCUACUAAUCCGCCAAAAGAAAUUGGAAUUUCUAAGAGAAGAACUCGAGAUGCACAGGGAGAUAGGAAUGGCGUAUUUCUUGCUGGUGUGGCUCGAGAUUUGGUCAACAUGGAAGAUGUAGUUGGAGCAAAGCUGUUCAACACUGUUAAAGAUCUUUAUCUAACUAAGGACGCAGCUCUCCAACAUAUCACCAGGGUCUUUGAAAGAUGCAAAGACUCAAAGGCCAAACCUAUGUUGUACUAUACAGGGCAUGGUGAAAUUGGUACUGGAAACUGGUGCUUUGCGGAUGGGACAAUCAGUAUCCAAGAGAUUUUUGACAUGUUGCCUGGAGGCUGUUAUUACCCAAUGAUCUUCAGUGAUGCCUGUUACAGUGGCCACUGGGCAAAUUUCUGUCUGGAGAAAGGUAUUUCUGGUUUCCACUGCCUAGCAGCAUGUCCGGAGUAUUCGACGGCUUUUGAUACCAAAGGUGUGUAUGUUUUACAUUCUUUAAUUAAUCUGAAAUCAAAACUAUUAUGUUUACAUUACAGCGGUGUACAAUUAGAAGGAGGGUAUUGUGCAAAAGCUGUUUCGAUAUAAGAUACGAGCUGUGCGCGCUACGCACUACGCACUACGCACUACACUGUACUAUGCGCGCUUCGUUAUUAUUUUUAAGAAAGCCGUGGAGUUUGCGAGGGCAUUAUCCAAUUUAGUGCAACUUUCCGUUGUUUUAGAACCAGCAGUUAAUUGGCUGCGGCCGCAUCAGGGGAAUUAAUUGACCCAGUUGUUUUUGUAUUGAAUAAUUAACAAUUAUUCUUUGAAAUCGAGUUAAAUAUUUCCAAAGCCACUAUUUAACGAGAUUGAAAAGAAUAACUAUUUUUUUUUAGUCAAUAAACACGAAGUGAUCUCGACAAAAUCAGAAAGUAUUCAAACAAUUAAAAAGUACAACGGAUCAAGUCAUGCGUGAAAAUUUUGCAAGUAACUAAUUAAAAUACAUGCCCGAAAGUUAGAUCUUUGCAGAAUAUUCAAACAUGGCAAUUCGCAAGUUUAUCACUUCGCAGACAACAGCAUAAUGGCUUAAAUGGAACCGUUAAAAGUUUGAACUGUUUUCUUACCCGAGAAGAAAAGUAUUGUUUUGUUAUUUUCUGUUAACUCGCCAAGUUUAAAAGAGGUUUGUUGCUUCUGACGACACUGCGGCGGUUAGGUUGCUCGAGGUAAGGCGUCGUUUUCCUGUAGCAUUUUUUGUCCUAUCCACUUGAAACGUAGAAUUUGUGCAAAAAUUUGCUGUUAUUUGUUUUGUCAUAAAUAAAGUUUGAUUUUCGGGCCUUUUUUUUUCUUGUCUGAAAACGCUGAGUUCAUGAAACGGCCCCUUUGACUCGAAUAAACGCGAGAGUUUAAGGUGACUCGACCCAGUUUUUUUCGGGGGGUACCAUCCUACUUUGAAGCUCUCUGGUAUCCCCACCUUUACUUUUAUCGUAAGUCUAACACAUAGAAUGGAUAACAUAUAGAUCAAUCUACAAUAUAACAUAAAAUUUUUGGCGAUCGGAGUAAAUGUCACGUGGUUAUAAUGCCACGCCCCUUUGAGGUCUGAGUCGAAAAUCUGCUGUUGCCGGCAUUUUUUCGUAAAAAUCUCUCGGCUACACAUAGUGCGCAUUAGUGCCUUGCGCUGAACAGAGUUUCACCAAAAUCGCAAAGACCCAAUUCGAGAAAUUCAGCGGUUUCCAAAUUUAGGUCAUAAUUUAUGCGAAAAUGAUAAGCAAACUUUACACGGAUUAUAUCUAAUAAACUAUGAGAUUCAUCUCUUUAUUUUGGGCAUCGUUAUAACAGAUGGGUCCUUGCAAGUCAGCAAAACGCUUUAGGGCCUUGUAAAUGCGCGCGAUUUCGAGCAAAGCAAACAUAUAGAAAUUAUAGUUUUCGCUAUUUGUUGACGUUUGUCAGCGUUUAAGAGUCCUUCUCACGAAAAAAGCAUUUUCUUAAAAAUUCGUAGUUUUUUUUCCUUCAAAUUUUUUCAGGGCCACAAUUGAUUAACUAACUACCCGGACUCUGAAUUUCAUGGUCAUUGAAAAACUGUGACAUUAUCUUCUAUAAGCCCAAACUUGAGUAAACAUUGAAGAUUUUUAGCGUUUUGGCUGAGUUUGUGCUUUGGGAGUUGUCUAUUGUUUCUAGUCUGUCAUUAUACAGCAUUCUUGUUCAGCACGCGUGCAAUGACCACGCUUGGCUGACUUCCGAAUGCUCACCGAGAUAUUCCCGUCACGAGUUGGUUUAAUUAUUGGCUUGCAUUAAACCUAUGAAAAAAUGAUAUUUUUUUAAUAGUAAGUAGAUUUAGUGUGUAGCACUUCUUGAUUUUUUUGCAAAGGCACAAGAAGCACGAGAAUUGAUUAAAAAUUGUGACUUAAACCUCUAUGUAUCACGCGAUGGCCUGUCUCACUGUACCAAAAUUAUUAUAUCUCGGUGAGCAUUCGGAAGUCAGCCAAGCGCGGUCAUUGCACGCGUGCUGAACAAGAAUGCUGUAUAAUGACAGACUAGAAACAAUAGACAACUCCCAAAGCACAAACUCAGCCAAAACGCUAAAAAUCUUCAAUGUUUACUCAAGUUUGGGCUUAUAGAAGAUAAUGUCACAGUUUUUCAAUGACCAUGAAAUUCAGAGUCCGGGUAGUUAGUUAAUCAAUUGUGGCCCUGAAAAAAUUUGAAGGAAAAAAAACUACGAAUUUUUAAGAAAAUGCUUUUUUCGUGAGAAGGACUCUUAAACGCUGACAAACGUCAACAAAUAGCGAAAACUAUAAUUUCUAUAUGUUUGCUUUGCUCGAAAUCGCGCGCAUUUACAAGGCCCUAAAGCGUUUUGCUGACUUGCAAGGACCCAUCUGUUAUAACGAUGCCCAAAAUAAAGAGAUGAAUCUCAUAGUUUAUUAGAUAUAAUCCGUGUAAAGUUUGCUUAUCAUUUUCGCAUAAAUUAUGACCUAAAUUUGGAAACCGCUGAAUUUCUCGAAUUGGGUCUUUGCGAUUUUGGUGAAACUCUGUUCAGCGCAAGGCACUAAUGCGCACUAUGUGUAGCCGAGAGAUUUUCACGAAAAAAUGCCGGCAACAGCAGAUUUUCGACUCAGACCUCAAAGGGGCGUGGCAUUAUAACCACGUGACAUUUACUCCGAUCGCCAAAAAUUUUAUGUUAUAUUGUAGAUUGAUCUAUAUGUUAUCCAUUCUAUGUGUUAGACUUACGAUAAAAGUAAAGGUGGGGAUACCAGAGAGCUUCAAAGUAGGAUGGUACCCCCCCAAAAAAACUGGGUCGAGUCACCUUAAUAGACAUUCCAUCGAGUAAAAAAUUCAGCUAUAACAGUAAAUGGAAAAAUCUCAUUUUGAAUCCUUCGAAGUCUUUUCUUACCUUAAAAAAAGUCAACCCAAGGAUUUCGUGGACUUUUGAAAGAUCGUUUUCUCGAAACAAAAAUUGGAAAAGCGCCAAGCUCACCCAUUAUCCACUCGCACGGAGGUGAAUAUAGUCCGCGAUAGCGAACCAAUCAGAUUGCUUAAAUCACCAAUAUCACUGAGUGUGUGUAUAUACCAACGAACGAUGUUGUUUUUUAACCCUAGUAAUAGUAGAAUAUAUGAAAAGAAAGCCCAAUAUAACGAAACCUCGUUAUAGCGAACAAAUUUUGCCAGUAUCUUGGCCCUUUGUUAUACGACGUUCCACAGUAUAAAGAGGUUUCGUUAUUUCGAGGUUUGACUCAGUGGUGAAGAAAAUCGUUCUUAAAUAUACCAAUGACUUCGUUGAAUAGGGGAUCGUUAUAUCAGGGUUCCAUUCUACUGACAUUUCUGUUCAAAUUAAUUGGUAGAUGAAGGAGGGGAUCUAACGUUAUACAUGACUGGAAAGAAAUUACGCCCAAGAACAGAACCCAUGUAUAGCGGAGGAAAUAUAUGUGACUUCGACAUCACCAGUGGAUAUGAUACAGUUGAUUACAGUGAUUUUAUCUUUAGCCAUAUUUUUAAUAGUCAAGACAUUUUGAUUUCCCAGAGCGUGCAAAAUGGCUUCUUCUCAGGAAUUUUUGCGAGUUCAAAACUUUACAAGCCAAGACCUAUGAUAACUUUGCAAAUUGGUAGAAACUACAACGACUUUCUUGUGUUCGCUAAAGAAGAAUGCCAAUUGGUUAAUGGUAAGUCAAAGAGCAUCUACUCCCUUGCCUGUGAUGAGAAGUUUGGGUUCGGAGUCUUCUUUAUGGAAGGCUACGGCACGAAACAAGCCAUUAUAGAUUGCACGGAUGAUAUAGAGGAACGAUGGGAUGACGGUCUUAAAAUAACUUCAUGUGCUGCCCUAAAUUCAUCAUUUUACAUCAUCAUGACAAAAGGCACCAAGGAAUACCAUGGAAAACUGCAGAUAUGGUUUACUCGUAAUUCAUGGAAAGGAGCGAAUGAUGCAAUACAGGAGGGAUACCGGGAAGGAAAAGCUAUCACUGGAAUAUGUUAUUCCAGAGGGCUGAAGCUGUAUUUUGUUGUGAUGACAGCCUCAAUGGGGAGACAGUGCUCCAGGUGGUUCGACAGGACUGAAGAAGAAGCCAUGAACGAUUGGGAACAAAAGAAACAUGAUGAGGGAUUCCAUCCUACUAUCAUCUUCAAUGAUCCAACUGACAACAAAACUUUAAUUGUGAUGACUGAGGAUAAAAAUAGAUCGGGUUAUGUAAGUCGGGCUGGCUAUAAAUUAAGGUAUUAG